Molecule: messenger RNA, 432 nt
Organism: Menidia menidia (Atlantic silverside)
Lineage: Eukaryota; Metazoa; Chordata; Actinopteri; Atheriniformes; Atherinopsidae
Source: the annotation of a GenBank genome assembly
AUGCAGCCUCCCUCUGAGGUGACGUGUCAUCUGAAUUCCACUUUCGAGCGCAAAGAAAAAACUAAAACCCCUCGAGCUAAGACUGGUCAGAGGUUAACGCGAGGAGCUCAGGUCGCUCUUGGUCUUCUGCAGUCUGGAGAAGAUCUCCUUGAAGAGCGCCUUGUACUCCGGCGUGUUCUGGCUCAGCCGCUUGUCCACCUGCUCCACCUGCCGGCUGAUGCCCUCCAGGGCCUCGGGGGUGGACGGGGCCUGAGGGGGCGUGGGCGUGGCGGCGGCGGCGGGCGUGGCGGCGGUGGCAGGCCCGGGCUCGGCGGCGGCGGCGGCCAUGCUGUACUCCCUCAGGGAGGGGUCCCUGGACACGGGCCGGGAGGUCUGCACGCCGGCGUGGCGCAGGCUGUCCUCGUGGCGCCGGCACUUGCCCAGCAGCUCCUC